Messenger RNA from Linum trigynum, 836 nucleotides. Lineage: Eukaryota; Viridiplantae; Streptophyta; Magnoliopsida; Malpighiales; Linaceae. The record is from the annotation of a GenBank genome assembly.
AUUAAGCUUCAAUAUUCUGGAGGGCAUCGGGUGUUUGUAUUCAAGUGCUAGUGGUUCAAUGUGGGGGACAAGAAGAAUGGAAUAAGGAUGGAUGGACACUUGACGAGCAUGAACAUGGAUAGAAAAUGGUGUACGGAGGACCCAUAUGUAUUGGCCAGUCAGGCUAACCAAGUGUUCUACAUUGCGGAUAUUAAGAAUGGUGGUGCAUGGCAUAUCGUCCACAAGGUAUGUCCAAGAAGUUUGUACGAUGUUCCUGAGAAGGAGGAAGCGGGACAUGGGGAUCCAGUGUAUGAAAAUCAGCCAUACCAACAAGAUGUGGACAUUUCUGAUUUUAAUGUCAGUGAAAGCGACUUAGCGGAUUUGAGUCGUGAUGACGAGGCAUCAACAAUCAUUACUGAGCCAGUCAUACGAGCCAAUGAUCGACGAGCUGGAGCAGUGGUAGCAAGCGAUGAGGAGAUAGAGGACGACACUUUAGAUGACCAUCAUUUCACCACGAAUGAAACUGAACACCCAGAUGGGAAUGAUCCAUCCUUUAGUGACGAGGAAGAAGCAUAACAGUACAUUAAACCCAGGUGCCCUUUAUAUGUUUGCAGAAUAUUUUUUUACAUAGAUAUGUACCAAUUUUUUGGGGGCCAUAGUUGUUUUUGAACAAUUUUUUUGGGCCUUAGUUUCAUUUUUACAGAUUUCUGGGUUUAUUAUAUGAAGAAUAUUGAAUAUAGCCUUCAAUUUUUAUCGAUGUUACUUGAGUCUGAAAAUGGGGUUUAUUUUUUCGUAUAUGAACCCAGGCAAAACAUAAAGCUAGAUCGUCUCUGGUUCAAUGAAUUUUAAUGUUUGAU